UAAAGCUGAACGCGGCCAUGGGUACGCCCAACUGCACCCUUUCCCUCGUACCACCACCACCACCACCACCACCUUGCUGUGGCAAGCGUUAAUAGUACAUUUGUCCAAUACCUUGUAGAUUGUGUAACCCUUAGCACAAAUGCCACCCAAACCAGCUUCUACUGCCGGAAAGGCCCCCGCUUCAACCGCCUCGAAGGCACCUGCUAAACCCGAUGCGGGUGCAAAGGGUGCAAAGAAGACUGCACCUAAGGGUCAAUCUGCUGCUGAUGGCGAAAAGAAGAAGCGCCGAAAGGUCCGCAAGGAGACAUACAGUUCUUACAUCUACAAGGUCCUGAAGCAGGUUCACCCUGAUACGGGUAUCUCGAACAAAGCCAUGGCUAUCCUAAACUCGUUUGUCAACGAUAUCUUCGAGCGUAUUGCAACAGAGGCAUCGAAACUUGCUGCUUACUCAAAGAAGUCGACCAUCUCGUCCCGCGAGAUACAGACGGCAGUCCGAUUGAUCCUACCUGGUGAGCUUGCGAAACAUGCCAUUUCGGAAGGCACCAAAUCUGUGACGAAAUUCUCCGCUGGUGCCAAGUAAAGAGCGUACAUAUUGGUUGUAUUCCUAUGCAUAUUGUAAUUUCCUUUCGUAUUAGAAUAUACCUUGUAGUAUCCAAGGCAAAGCCUCAGCGACUCACAGUCGCACUACUAUCCGAUCUCCUUCGGUAUUCCCGGCAAAUAUCGCUCUUAGUGCAUUGGACUGAAUCUCGUGUGUAC
Molecule: messenger RNA, 756 nt
Organism: Pisolithus orientalis
Lineage: Eukaryota; Fungi; Basidiomycota; Agaricomycetes; Boletales; Pisolithaceae
Product: histone H2B
Exons: 6
Coding region: 140-580 (146 amino acids)
Biological process (GO): nucleosome assembly
Cellular component (GO): nucleosome
Molecular function (GO): protein heterodimerization activity; structural constituent of chromatin; DNA binding
Source: RefSeq, a predicted model, not a curated record